Messenger RNA from Micromonas pusilla CCMP1545, 339 nucleotides. RefSeq lists its product as uncharacterized. Lineage: Eukaryota; Viridiplantae; Chlorophyta; Mamiellophyceae; Mamiellales; Mamiellaceae. The transcript has 2 exons. The record is from RefSeq and is a predicted model, not a curated record. Gene Ontology annotation, molecular function: structural constituent of ribosome. Gene Ontology annotation, cellular component: cytosolic large ribosomal subunit; ribosome. Gene Ontology annotation, biological process: translation. The annotation marks the transcript as partial.
UUCGUCGAGCGCGUGAACGCGCCGCAGAUGAAGGACGAUCUUAUCCCCUUCCGCGUCGGCAUGACGUGCAAGGUCGGCGUGACCGUCGUCGAGGGUGGGAAAUCUCGCGUGCAGCCGUACGAGGGCAUCAUCAUCGCGAUCCACCGCGCGGGCGUCGCGACGACGAUCACCGUGAGGAAGUCGUUCCAGGGUUACGGCGUCGAGCGCAUCUUCCCCAUUCACUCGCCGCUGUGCACGUUUGAGGAAAUUCGCGGCGCGGGCAAGCCGAAGGUUCGCCGCGCGAAGCUUUACUACCUCCGUAACUUGGUGGGCAAGCAGGCUAAGCUCAAGAUGCGAUUC